Hydractinia symbiolongicarpus is the source of this 12289-nucleotide messenger RNA. Its product is annotated as filamin-B-like. Gene Ontology annotation, biological process: actin cytoskeleton organization. Gene Ontology annotation, molecular function: actin filament binding. Lineage: Eukaryota; Metazoa; Cnidaria; Hydrozoa; Anthoathecata; Hydractiniidae. Bases 122 to 11857 code for a protein of 3911 amino acids. The transcript has 20 exons. The record is from RefSeq and is a predicted model, not a curated record.
CAAAUGUUGUGAAGUUUUUCACAAACUGGAGUGAAGAAGAGCUGGGAUUUUUUUAUUAUAACUUGAAUUUUUAUUUGUAGGUGAGAAUUAAUACAAAACAAAGUCUGUAUUUGAUUUAACCAUGCAGCAACAAGUGGACCAACCUUCCCCCCUGACGGAUGCACUCGGUGAUCCUGAAUUACUUCAAGUGAGUGGAACCCAAAACUACGAUGACAUUCCAGUUGCUUUGCGGAAUAGACGUGCAAUUAACAGACCACGACCCCGUUCAAGAAACAUGGAUGAGUAUGUUCAAAAACCUAAAAAACGUAAUUCUGGAAUAAGCAGUGAUGAGCAGCUUUCCGAAUAUAAAAUGCCUGACGAUCCAACUUCAACGGAUGCAGAAUGGAAAAGAAUCCAGCAGAAUACAUUUACUCGUUGGUGCAACGAGCACUUAAAAUGUGUGAAUUUGUACAUACAUAAUUUGGAAACAGACUUAUGUGAUGGUUUAAAACUUAUUGCUUUACUGCAAGUUUUGUCUCACAAAAAAAUUGCUCGAUAUAACAAGAAACCAACUUUCAGACCACAAAAGAUAGAAAAUGUUGCAAUAGCUUUAAAAUUUAUAGAAGAUGAACAAAUCAAACUGGUAAAUAUCGAUGCUAGUGAUAUUCUUAAAGGAAAUCUUAAGUUAAUUCUUGGAUUGAUAUGGACUCUCAUUUUAAAAUAUCAAAUCAGUUUACCAAUGAUGGAUGAUGAUGAUGAACAAGCUAAAGACAUCACACCAAAACAGGCCCUUAUGGGAUGGGUGAAAAGUAAACUACCCCCAGAGGUUCGAAUGAAUAAUUUCAAUAAGGACUGGAAUAAUGGUGUGGCAAUAGGGGCGCUUGUUGAUGCUGUAGCCCCAGGGUUGUACCCACAAUGGGAAGAUAAUUCUCCUGCAGACGCAGUUGAAAAUGCUCGCGAAGCGAUGAAAUUAGCUGAGGAUUGGUUAGGAGUCCCACAGGUAAUAACACCAGAGGAAAUCACAAAUCCAAAUGUUGAUGAAUUGUCUGUAAUGACAUAUGUUUCAUACUUCCCUGAAGCUAAAGUUAAACCAGGUGCACCUCUCAAACCAAAGAUGACUGAUGCUUCUAAAUGUAGUGCUUCUGGACCAGGGUUGCAAGAACAUGGGGUUGUGGUUAACAAUCCAGCAGAUUUUACUGUUUUUACAUCAGGAUCAUCUCGAGGAAAAUUGAAUGUUCAAGUGUUUGGUCCUGGGCGUAAAGCUAUUGAUUGCAUGGUUCAAGAUAAUCAUGACAACACAUAUUCAUGCCAGUAUAUUGGUGUUAAACAAGGAACCUAUGAUGUGCAUGUCAGAGUUGGAGGUCACCAUAUUCCUAAGUCACCAUUUAGAGUAAAUGUUGCAUCUGAUCUUGAUAGUAGCAAAGUCAUUGCUCGAGGGCCUGGCCUAGAGCCACAAGGAUUAAUAGUGGGCCGUCCUGCUGUAUUUGAAGUUAUUGCCACUGGAGCUGGUAGUGGUGACCUUGUUAUAGAUGUGAUUGAUCCUAAGGGAAACAAGAAAACAGAAUUAAAAAUUGAAGAAAAACCUGGUAAUGUAUUUAAUUGCAUGUACAUGCCACUCUUUGUUGGCAGAUAUGUCAUAGUGAUAAAGUAUGGAGGAAAAGAAGUUGCAAAGAGCCCAUAUCAUGUUAAUGUAACACCAGCUGCUGACCGUGUCAAAAUUUAUGGACCUGGUUUAGAAUCAGGAUUAAAAACUGGUAAACCUGCCACAUUUACGAUUGAUUGCUCAGAAGCAGGAGAUGGUGGUUUAGAUGUAACUGUUGAAGGGCCAGGAAAAAGUGAUGUUAAGUGUGAACUCAAAGAUAACGGAGAUGGAACAUUUACUUGCACUUACAAACCUACAAAAGCUGGGCAAUAUACAGUCACUGUUAAGUUUGAUAAUGGAAUGGUACCAAAAUGCCCUGUUAGAGUAUCUGUUGGAUCUACUGCUGAUCCUUCUAAAAUUAAGGCAUGGGGACCUGGCCUAGAAAGAGGUGUUGCUGGAAGACCUGCAGAGUUCUAUGUAAGCUGUAAAGGUGCACCAAUGGACAAUCUUACAGUUGGUGUUGAAGGGCCUGCUGAGGCAAAGGUUGAUAUUAAAGAUGAUGGUAAUGGCACAGCCACUAUAGUUUACUUUCCAACUAAACCUGGGAAAUAUAUUAUCCACAUUAUGUAUGAUGAAGUGGACAUCAAGGAUUCACCAUAUACAUCUGUUGUAAGUCCACGUGGUGAUGUCAGCAAAGUGUACGCUGAAGGUCCUGGCUUGGAAGCUGGCAAUAUGGCUGGCAAACCAGCAGAAUUCAAGGUGUUUACAAAGGGAACUGGAGUAAAAGGCAGUGUCCAGGUUUCAUGUGUAGAUGAAAGUGGUAAUCCAGUGGAAGUUAAAGUGAAAGACAAUGGUGAUGACACAUUUACUGUUGUUUACUAUCCAAAGGCACCAGGAAAAUACACCAUUACCAUUUGCUUUAUGGAUGAACCCAUUUCUCAAUCACCGGUUAGCCUGACAAUUAUACCAUUCAGUGAUGCUAGCAAAGUUAGAGCAACAGGUCCUGGAUUACAGGGAGGAAAAUGUGACAAGCCAGCGAAAUUCAAGAUUGAUGCCAGCAAGGCAGGAGAAGGUGGAAUUGGACUCACGAUUGAAGGUCCGACAGAAGCUCAAAUUAAAUGUGACGAUAAGGGAGAUGGUACCUGUGAUGUGGAAUACCUACCUGUUGAAGAUGGUGAUUACAAAAUUAAUGUUCUCUUUGCUGAUGAACACAUUCCUGGAAGUCCCUUCACAGCUGUUAUAUCUGGAGAUUUUGAUGCUUCUAAGGUAAAAGCAGAUGGACCUGGCUUGAAACCUGGUAAUAAGGCUGGACGACCAUGUGAUAUUGCUAUUGACACACGCAAAGCUGGAAAAGCCAAGCUGAAUGUUGAGGUUGUUGAUGAGGUUGGAAAUCCUGUCAAAGUUGAUUUGGUGGAAGAAGAACCUGGUUUGUUUGCAUCAAGUUACUAUCCAGAGAAAGAAGGACCACAUACUGUUAAUGUUACUUAUGGUGGAAAGCAUGUACCAAAGAGUCCAUUUAAAGUUAAAGUAAACCCUUCGUUUGAUGCAUCGAAAGUUAAGGUAUAUGGUCCAGGUAUUGAACCAGAAGGUGUGAAAGCUACACAACCAACUUAUUUCGAAAUAGAUGCUUCUGAUGCUGGAGAAGGAAACGUUGACAUCAACAUUGAGCCGACCGGACGAAAUAUGCCUAAGGUCAAAGAUAUUGAUGUUAAAGAAGGCAAAAAACCAAACUCGUACAUUGUUACAUACAUACCACCUAAAGAUGGCGAAUAUGUCAUCACUGUCACUUUUGCAGCUGUUGGAGUUCCAAAAAGUCCGUUCAAAAUUAAAGUUUCACCUGGUAUUGAUGCUUCUAAAUGUAAAGUCCAUGGACCAGGCAUUGAAGAACCUAUCGUUGGUCAAGAAAAUGUGUUUGACGUUGAAACUCCAAAUGAUGGUUUAGACGCUCCUUUAACUUGCACGAUUGAAUCACCAUCAGGCCGAAAGGUCAAAGCCGAUGUCACUGAUGCAGGAAAUAAUAAAUACAAUGUUGCCUGGACACCAAAGGAAACUGGUCGCCACAAGCUUACUAUCAAAUAUGGUGACCAAGAAGUUCCAAAGAGUCCAUUCUACGUUGAUGUUGUUGGUAAACCAGAUCCAUCAAAAGUUAAAGCCUACGGUCCAGGCCUUGAGAAUGCUUACGUUGGCAAACCUGCUGAAUUUACUAUUGAAACUAAACUUGCUGGUCCAGGAAAUCUUGGUUUAACAAUCGAAGGGCCUGAAGAAGCUAAGAUAGAUUGUAAAGACAAUGGAGAUGGAACUUGUUCAGUGUCGUACUUACCAACCAAAGAAGGUGAUUAUGAAGUCAACAUUUUGUUUGAUGACACACAUAUUCCUGACAGUCCAUUCAAGGUUGGUGCUACAGAACCUGUUGAUGCAAGUAAAGUAAAAUGCAAAGGGCCAGGUGUUAGCAGAUCAGUACCUGCCAGCUUACCUGCUGAUUUUACAGUUGAUGCCUCAAAAGCUGGAAAAGCACCUCUGGAAGUUGAUGUUGAAGGACCAGGUGGCGAAAAAUUCCCUUGUGAUAUCAAAGAUAAUGGCAAUGGUACAUUUGAUUGUUCAUAUGUUCCAGAAAAGAAAGGACGUUACAACGUAACACCAAAAUAUGGAGGCACGCCUGUCCCAGGUGCUCCCUUUAAAGUUUCAGGAGAUCCAACUGGUGAUGCUUCAAAAGUCAAGUGCUCUGGCCCUGGAUUAGAAAGACCACAUUUGGGACAUGCUGCACCAUUUGAAGUCGAUGCUUCAAAAGCAGGCAAAGGUAAUCCCGUUGUUAAUGCCAAAGGACCUAAAGGAGAAAAAGUUCCUGUUAAGAUGGUUGAGGAAGAAGAGGGUAUCUAUGCCUGCGAGUAUGUACCAGAAGAAUUGGGUCCACACGAGCUGGAAGUGUUAUUCGGAGGAGAACCAGUCCGCGGAUCACCAUUCAAAGCUAAAGCUACACCUGCUCCAGAACUUGAUAAAGUUAGAACACCAGUGCUAGAAGAGGUUCUUGAAGCAGGACCUUGUGUUGAACAACAGUUUGAAGCUCCCGUAGAUUGUUCAGAAGUGCCAGAUAACAGGGGUGCUAAACUAUCUGGAAAGAUCACUACGCCAUCAGGAAAGAAAGAGAAGGUUGACGUAAAAGAUAAUCAUGAUGGUACGUUUGCUUUGAAUUACGUACCAAAAGAAGUUGGGAAAUACAUUCUUGACGUUGGUUAUGAUGGUAUUCCGAUUCCUGGAAGUCCAUUUGAAUUUGAAGUUACUGAAGGUGGACCAGACAAAGUUAAAGUUUAUGGAAAAGGUAUCAAGAAAGGUGUCGUGGCUGUUCCAUCACGAUUUACGGUGGAUACAAAGAACGCUGGUCCUGGUGAUCUUUCUGUUGCUGUAGAAGGACCAAGCAAAGUUGAUAUUGAAUGUGUUGACAACGGAGAUGGUACUUGUGAAGUCACCUAUGUGCCAGUUGAAGCAGGAGAGUAUGAUGUUAUUGUUAAAUUCGACAACCAGCAAGUCCCUGGGAGUCCAUUCAAACCACGUGUUGUUCAAGAUGAGCCUGCAAUUGAAGUUGGCAGUCCGUCAGAUCUCUGUAUGUCGCCAGAAGGUGUUAGUCCUGACGACAUUCCGUCACUUAAAGGUGUUUUAGAAGCUCCCUCUGGCAAAGAAAAACCAGUCGAUGUCAGCGAGGGACCCAACGACUCCAUUAUCGCUUCAUUUGUUCCUGAAGAACCUGGAAAAAAUCUCUUACACGUCAAAAAGCGAAACAAACCAAUCAAGGGCUCACCUAUACCAGUCAUGGUUCGUGAAAAGCCAGUAAUUGGGGAAGAGAGCAGCAUUCCUCUAGAAUGUGCUGAUUGUGAGAUUCCAAAGGAUCUACCUUUAAUGAAAGGCGUGCUGACUCGUCCGAAUGGAAAGGAGGAACCGUGUAAAGUAGAAGAAGGUCCUGACAAUACUAUCGCCGUUUCGUUUGUACCAGAAGAGCCUGGCAAACACUUGAUAAAAGUUUUCAAGGACAACAAACAAAUCGAUGACAGUCCAUUUGUUGUCAAUGUUGAAGGAACACCUGAUCAAUAUCCGAAAGUAGGGAAACCAUGCGAUAAAGACUUUUACCAACCAGAACCUUGUCGACGAUCAGACAUAAGUAAAAUGAAGGGAACUCUUAGACGACCAACAGGUAAAGAAGAACCUGUAGAUGUAAAACUAGGACCAGACGGUACUAUUGCUGUUUCUUUCGUCCCAACGGAAGCCGGCGAGCAUCUAAUUAGUGUAAAGAAAGAUGGUCGACACGUUCCAAAUAGUCCGUUCUCCAUUAUGGUCAUCGAUGAACCUUCAGUCCCAACUGUUGGAUCAGACUGUGCUGCCAACUUCGACAUUCCUGAAUUAGACUUACCAAAAGAUUUAAAGAACUUAACAGGUACUCUUACAAGACCAACUGGCAAGGAAGAGCCAUUAGAAUUAGGUGUCGGACCUGACAAUUCUUUAGCUAUAAACUUUGUGCCCAAAGAGCCCGGAAAGCACCUUAUCGGAAUCAAAAAAAGAGGAAAGCACGUCAAGGAUAGUCCGUUCGAAAUUAUGGUUGAUGAAGCUAAACCGCAAGGACCAUGUGUAGGUGAAGAAUGUGCUGCAAAUUUCACUAGUCCUGACUUAGAUUUGCCACGGGAUUUAAAGAACUUGACAGGAGAGCUAGAACGACCAACUGGAAAGAAAGAACCACUACCUCUCGAAUGCGCUCCUGAUAAUUCGCUUGCUGUCAAUUUUGUCCCAACUGAGCCUGGAGAACAUAAAGUACAUGUAGCCAAGAGAGGAAAACCAAUCAAAGACAGUCCUUUCUCAAUUAUGGUCGACGACGCUGCUCCAAGCGGUCCUGAAGUUGGCCGUGAGUGUGGUGUUAAUUUAGAUAUUCCAGAAUUAGAUUUACCGCGUGACCUGAAAAGCUUGGAUGCUCACCUGACUAGACCUACAGGCAAGAAAGAGCCAUUAGAGUGUGAAGUUGGUCCCGAUGAUACCUUGGCUGUUGCCUUUACACCAACCGAACCAGGAAAACAUCUCAUUGACGUGAAGAAACGAGGACGUCCGGUAAAAGGAAGUCCCUUUGAAGUUGAUGUUGCACCAGCCGGUUCAGGCAAACAUCGUCAACCAAUUGAUGAGGGUAUUGUGCCACAGAGUGUUGGUGAUGUGGAAUCCUGUCCUGAUUUUCCUGACUUUUUACCUGAAGAUCAAGCUGAUAAAGAGAAGCCAGCCACUAUUGGAUCACCAUGUGACAUGAAUUUAGAUCUCCCAGAUGUAGACCUUCCUAACGAUUUAGAUAAAUUGAAAGCAGAGUUAACUCGUCCCAGCGGUGAGAAAGAACCUGUUAAAUGCAGCAUGGCUCCAGAUGGCUCUCUGGCAAUUGGUUUUACACCAAAAGAAGUUGGAAAACAUUUGGUUGAUGUAAGGAAAAAUCGAAGACCAGUUAAAGGAAGCCCGUUUGAGAUUAUGGUCGAGGAUGCUAAGCCUGAACGUCCAUGUGUGGGCGAUAAAUGUGCGGCAAAUUUCACUAGUCCUGACUUAGAUUUGCCACGAGACUUAAAGAACUUGACAGGAGAGCUAGAACGGCCAACUGGAAAGAAAGAGCCACUACCUCUCGAAUGCGGUCCUGAUGGUUCUCUUGCUGUAAACUUUAUCCCAACUGAACCUGGAGAGCAUAAGGUGCAUGUAGCUAAAAAAGGAAAACCAGUCAAAGGCAGUCCUUUCACUAUUAUGGUUGAUGAAGCUAAACCUGAACGUCCAUGUGUUGGUGAUAAAUGUGCUGCAAAUUUCACUAGUCCUGACUUAGAUUUACCACGAGACUUAAAGAACUUGACAGGAGAGCUAGAACGGCCAACUGGAAAGAAAGAGCCACUACCUCUCGAAUGCGGUCCUGAUGGUUCGCUUGCUGUAAACUUUAUCCCAACUGAACCUGGAGAGCAUAAGGUGCAUGUAGCUAAAAGAGGAAAACCAGUCAAAGGCAGUCCUUUCACCAUUAUGGUUGGUGAUGCUAAACCUGAACGUCCAUGUGUUGGCGAUAAAUGUGCCGCAAAUUUCACUAGUCCUGACUUAGAUUUGCCACGAGACUUAAAGAACUUGACAGGAGAGCUAGAACGGCCAACUGGAAAGAAAGAGCCACUACCUCUCGAAUGCGGUCCUGAUGGUUCUCUUGCUGUAAACUUUGUUCCAACUGAACCUGGAGAGCAUAAGGUGCAUGUAGCUAAAAGAGGAAAACCAGUCAAAGGCAGUCCUUUCACCAUUAUGGUUGGUGAUGCUAAACCUGAACGUCCAUGUGUUGGCGAUAAAUGUGCCGCAAAUUUCACUAGUCCUGACUUAGAUUUGCCACGAGACUUAAAGAACUUGACAGGGGAGCUUGAACGACCAACUGGAAAGAAAGAGCCACUGCCUCUUGAAUGUGGUCCUGAUGGUUCUCUUGCUGUAAACUUUGUUCCAACUGAACCUGGAGAGCAUAAGGUGCAUGUAGCUAAAAGAGGAAAACCAGUCAAAGGCAGUCCUUUCACUAUUAUGGUUGAUGAUGCUAAACCUGAACGUCCAUGUGUUGGUGAUAAAUGUUCUGCAAAUUUCACUAGUCCUGACUUAGAUUUGCCACGAGACCUAAAGAACUUGACAGGAGAGCUAGAACGGCCAACUGGAAAGAAAGAGCCACUACCUCUCGAAUGCGCUCCUGAUAAUUCGCUUGCUGUAAAUUUUGUCCCAACUGAGCCUGGAGAACAUAAAGUACAUGUAGCCAAGAGAGGAAAACCAAUCAAAGACAGUCCUUUCUCAAUUAUGGUCGACGACGCUGCUCCAAGCGGUCCUGAAGUUGGCCGUGAGUGUGGUGUUAAUUUAGAUAUUCCAGAAUUAGAUUUACCGCGUGACCUGAAAAGCUUGGAUGCUCAGCUGACUAGACCUACAGGCAAGAAAGAGCCAUUAGAGUGUGAAGUUGGUCCCGAUGAUACCUUGGCUGUUGCCUUUACACCAACCGAACCAGGAAAACAUCUCAUUGACGUGAAGAAACGAGGACGUCCGGUAAAAGGAAGUCCCUUUGAAGUUGAUGUUGCACCAGCCGGUUCAGGCAAACAUCGUCAACCAAUUGAUGAGGGUAUUGUGCCACAGAGUGUUGGUGAUGUGGAAUCCUGUCCUGAUUUUCCUGACUUUUUACCUGAAGAUCAAGCUGAUAAAGAAAAGCCAGCCACUGUUGGAUCACCGUGUGACGUGAAUUUAGAUCUGGAGGGAGUUGAACUUCCUGAUGAUUUAGAUAAGUUGAAAGCUGAGUUAACCCGCCCUAGCGGUGAAAAAGAACCUAUUAAAUGCAGCAUGGCUCCAGAUGGCUCGCUGGCAAUUGGUUUUACUCCAAAAGAAGUUGGAAAACAUUUGGUUGAUGUAAGGAAGAAUCGAAGACCAGUUAAAGGUAGCCCGUUUGAAAUCAUGGUUGAAGAGGCUACAUCUCCUGACUCUAAACCUACUGUCGGCAACAAAUGCGAUGUAGACUUCGACAUUCCUGAUAUUGAUUUACCUGCAGAUCUGAAACACUUAAAUGCAGAGCUUACUCGUCCUACAGGCAAGAAAGAAGCUAUUCCUUGCACAUGUAGUCCUGAAAAUACACUUGGACUUGAAUUUACCCCUACUGAGCCUGGCAAACAUGUCAUUGAUGUUACGAAGAGGGGGCGCCCUGUGAAAGGUAGUCCGUUUGAAGUAAUGGUGGAAGAAGAAGAACCCGUCAGCAAGGUUCCAACUGUUGGUACUGAAUGCGAUGUCAACCUAGAAAUUCCAGGGUUGAAUCUACCACGCGAUUUUAAAUAUUUGGAAGGUUCGUUGAAAAGACCUGGAAAACGAUCCGAGGAGCCAUUAGAAUUAACUUUAAAUCCAAACAACACGAUUGGCGUGACGUUUGUACCUGAAAAACCAGGUCGCCAUGAAAUUUCCAUAAAGAAAAACGGAAAGCACGUGUCUGGCUCACCCUUCGAAGUCAUGGUAGAAGAUGCACCUUCAGCUGUACAAGAACCGCAAGUGGGUAGCCCCGUCGAUGUUUGCGUUGACAUGACUAUUGAUCCUGAUGAGCUGCGUUUCAUCAAAGCAACUCUUGAAAGACCAGAUGGUACCGAGGAGCCAAUCGAUUUAAAAUUAAACCACAAAAACCAACCUAUAGUCACAUUCACACCAAAACAACCUGGUUUGCACAAAGUUAAUCUGAAACGUCGUGGAAAACACCUACCAGGUAGUCCAAUUGAAGUUAUGGUCUCUCCUGGUAAAAAGAAGCCAACCUGCGAUGUUGGAUUUGAGAUACCUGGCAUAAAAUUGCCUGAAGAUUUAAAAUAUAUGAAGGGUUCAGUAGUCUCACCCUCCGGCAAAGAAGAACCUGUUGAUUUACAAGCAGGACCAAAUAACACCAUCUUAGUCUCAUUCUUACCGAAAGAAGUUGGACGUCAUCUUAUACACAUCAAGAAGAACGGUCGUCCUGUUGGCGAUAGUCCAUACGAGGUGAUGGUCAAACCAGAAGAUUUGGCUCCUGGAAAACCAGAUGCAUCCAAGGUCAAAUGCACCGGAAAAGGCCUUCGAGGUGGUCGUCCUAACGAAAAAGCAGAAUUCACUGUAGAUACUCGCGAUGCAGGAUACGGAGGACUUGGCUUGUCUGUUGAAGGACCAUCCAAAGUCGAAAUCAACUGUAUUGAUAAUGAAGAUGGUACUUGUUCUGUAGACUACACGCCAACAGAACCUGGACAGUACUUAAUCAACGUUACAUAUGCUGAUGAGCAUGUACCUGGAUCUCCAUUUAAAUGCAGAAUCGGCGAUGGACGCGUCCCUGUUGAUGAUGAAAUCGUACCUAUCUCUGAAGAUGGUGUUCAAGCUGGUGCUCCUGAAGAAUUUAGUGAUAUGCUUGCUUUCCCUAGCAGUAAAGCGCAUUCACCUCAAGAUUUUGUCAUCAAAUUCUCUGGUACUGGAGAUCUGAAAGCUUCAGUGACAAGACCAUCCGGUAUCGAGGACGACGCUGAAGUAGUCGAGACUGGACCUGAUACGUAUACCGUUAGAUUUGUUCCAAGGGAAACAGGUGAGCAUUUAGUCAACGUUAAAAGCGGACGACGUCAUAUACCUGGCAGUCCCUUCAAGGUGUUGGUCGAAGCUCCUGCUGGAGGUGCCGCAGCUUGCAAGGCAUAUGGGCCUGGUUUGGAGGGAGGAAAUGCUGGUAGGCCUUUAAAAUUUACUGUAAUUACCCGGGAUGCUGGUCCAGGUGGUUUAGCCGUGGCUGUAGAAGGUCCUGCAAAGGCUGAAAUUCAAUGUCACGACAAUGGAGACGGUUCAUGCGACAUCACAUGGUAUCCUGUCGAGUCUGGAGAAUACACCGUUCACAUUCGUUUCGCCGAUGAGGCCAUACCUGGAAGUCCUUACAAAGUGUUUGUGCAACCAGCUGAUCAAGGUAAAGCUAUGCCCAUGGAAAGUUUCAAAGAUGAAGUUCUUCGAGUCGGACAACCUGCAAGUUUUGCAGUGCAAAUGAAAGGAAAGAAAGGCAAAAUCACUGCUUCAGUCACUUCGCCUGCUGGAGCUCAAAUCGAUUGCAACGUUGCCGAACACGAAGAAGGAAACUACGCAGUGCGUUUCGUACCACGAGAACUUGGAGACCAUCUUGUCAGUGUGUUUUUGGAUGGACAUCACAUCCCCGGAUCACCGUUUACUGUUCGUGUAGGAGGUUUAGAGGGUGACCCUAGCAAGGUAGUAGCUUAUGGUCCUGGGUUAAAGGGUGGAGUUGCAGGAAGACCUGCUGAAUUUAUCGUCAACGCUCUAGAUGCUGGAUCUGGUGCACUGGCACUGUCUAUUGACGGACCAGCUAAAGUGAAGAUGAAUUGUGUCGAACAAGAUGAUGGAACAUAUAAAGUGAUAUAUAACCCAACGGUAACAGGAAUUUACGAGAUCAGUAUCCGAUUUGCAGGCCAACAUAUAACGAACAGUCCCUAUAAAGUGCGUAUAGUAGAAUCAGAAGACCAGAUUGAUGCUAUCAAUAUUACAGGAGACGCCAGUAAAUGUACAUCUAAAGGACCAGGCCUGCGCCGAGCUAAUGUGGGUGAACCAGCUACCUUUACCGUCAACGCUAGCAAUGCGGGACGAGGUUCGCUUAUGGUGGGCGUAGAAGGUCCAGUUAUACCUGCAAAAGAAAUUAUCGUGAAACACACAGGAAAUAAUGUUUACAGUGUGAACUAUGUCUUAGAAGAAUCUGGUAAUUACGUGCUUAAAAUAUUAUGGGCUGAUAGUCAUAUUCCUGGAUCACCUUUCCAUGUUACUGUGUAAUCAAAGCACGAAACAAUUACAGCACUGUUGCUGUGGAAAUAUAUUAAAAGAUGGUGCCGUUCGUUGUAACAAAGACGUUUAGCGCGAUUUUGUAUUCUUGAUACUUUUGAUACGCCUGCGAAUGAAGAUAAAUAAAAUCUUGUGUGUUUGUUUUUUUCACGCUCACAAAAAAGGUCGUGUUUUGUUGAGGAAAUUAGUUUCGUGUGAUGUUCACUUGAAGUCAUAAGCACGGAGAUUAAGUUUUUGUUUAGAAUUUUUUUCUGUUCGCAUGUAAUGUUUGUACAUCUUUGUAAAUAGUAGAAUCUUCCAUUUGCGUAGGUUUAACAAUAUCUUUAUGUUAUGUUUUAGUGUAUUCUCGAUCUGUGUUUUUGUUUUCUCACUUUUGUACGAUGAUUUCUCUACUACGAAAAAUAAAUUUUAGAUAUACAAACA